Messenger RNA from Fusarium poae, 1638 nucleotides. RefSeq lists its product as uncharacterized. The transcript is spliced from 4 exons. Lineage: Eukaryota; Fungi; Ascomycota; Sordariomycetes; Hypocreales; Nectriaceae. The coding region runs from base 1 to 1638 and encodes 545 amino acids. Gene Ontology annotation, molecular function: monooxygenase activity; heme binding; iron ion binding. The record is from RefSeq and is a predicted model, not a curated record.
AUGCCGAACUCGGCAUUCAGAAGCCCCGGUCUAGUCUUGGCCAUCAUAUCCAGCGUCUCUCUAUUCGCACUCAUUCUCUAUCGUGGCUACAGAGCCCGUCGCUUUUACCGGGAUUUGCCUGGUCCUCCACAUAGUUGGUUAUGGGGUCACAUCUCCAUCUUCAGAGAUAUCACAAGGUUGAUGCCUCCUAACUCCAUGCCUCAGCUACAUUACACCGAAAUCGCACAUCGAUACAAUCUUCAUGGUAUCUUCUAUCUCGAUCUUUGGCCCAUCGGCCCAGGGCUAGUUAUUAUAACAGAUCCAAAACUUAUUGAGCAGGCUGCUGUCCCUAGGCCGUUGGUCCCGCACCCCAUGACCAACACGUUCAUGGCUUCCAUGGUGGGAGAAAACAGCAUUCCGACCAAAGGCGGUACGGAGUGGAGGAAGCUUCAUAAUUUAAUGAGUCCUGCAUUCUCGAACGCAUAUGCCCGUGGCCUGGUGGGCGUCAUGGUCGAUGCGAGUAGGAUUCUCAGAAGCAAACUGGAUGAGUUUUCGGCAACGGGUCAAGUAUUCUCUAUGGAAGAUAUGAUGAUCAAGUUGGUAUUUAGAAUUGUUUCUCGUCAAAUUCUCAACGCCGGUUCCUAUGCUCAAGAACAGGGGAGACAGGACCUUGCCAACAUGAGAGAGCUAGUCGACCUUGCACAGGAAGAAAGCGAUCCUCGCAUCGCAUACAACCUACUAGUACAAAUUCCUCGACGUCUGAGAAGGUAUUUUGUUCGAAGAAAACUCGAGACUUCCAUUCUCGGAUUUGUCUAUAAGCGACUCAAGGUUCUUGUCAGAAAAGAGAUUGUUCCAUCGAGGCAAAAUCCGACCAGCAUUCUCGAUCUUAUGCUUCGUGAACAUGUGGAAUCUGCGAUAAAAGAGAAGAAAAAGGGUCGUAAUGGCGUUCUCAAGCUUUCUGGAGUUGAGGAGAAACAACUUCUUAGCUAUCUGAGAAUCUUAUUGUUGGGUGGACAUACUACAUCUACAAAUACUCUGACUUAUCUAUUUAUGCUUCUUUCUCAAGAGCCUCAGAUAGUUGACAAGAUGCGCCAAGAACACGCCCAACAAUUAGGAUCUGACCCUCAAACUACGAUCCUCGACAACCCCGAUAUGUUAUUCAAGCUUACAUACACUGAAGCUGUCAUCAAAGAGGUACUCAGACUCUAUCCAGUAGGGUCCAGUCUGCGGCUAGGUCCGCCUGGCGCAACUGUAUGCCACCAAGGCCGCCAUCUUCCAAUCGACAACUCUCUCGUCGUUAUGACUAACGCGCAUGGAAUACAUUAUGACCCAAGUCUGUACUCAAGACACACGACCUUCCAGCCCGAACGAUGGCUCGGUCAGAACAAAACGCAUCCAGGGCCGAGAUACUUUCGCCCCUUUGGGGGAGAUGGGAGGUGGUGUCCUGGGCAGAACAUUGCCAUGUACAUACUCAGGGUCGUUUUAGUCAUGAUUAUAGGAGAUUACACGUUUGAGUGUGCUGAUAUAAAGCCCAAUCUUAUGGCAAGGACUUUGCAUACGGAUAUUGAUAUGGCGUUUGGAGAUAUCGCUUUUCAGGAGCUUGGGCUAGAAGGAAAACCUAGGGAUGGGAUGAUGAUGACUGUUAGAAAAAGAGCGUAA